AUGGACAACAAGACUGUGCUGUGGGAUUCGGCGAGUGGCAUGCGUGUUGGAACGCCUUUAGUGGGCCAUACCCAGGGCAUCACAGAAGUCGUGUUUUCAUCCUGUGGACGACGGCUGCUUACUUCAUCGUAUGACAAAACAUUAUAUGUGUGGGAUGCAGACACCUAUCUCCCAGUGCUGGGCCCUCUUCGCGGACAUCAAUGGCAUGUGAACACGGCUCGCUUCUCUCCAGAUGAUAAGCUGAUAGCAAGCGGCGGAGACGAUUCCCUGUUCAAGAUUUGGGAUACGUCUUCUGGAGAGUGUCUCGCAACGUCACAACUCCCUGGAUGGAUCAAGCAGCUUGCAUUCUCCCCUAACGGUGAACACUGCGCACUAGCAAUGAACAACAGUAGCAUCUGCCUUUACGACGUGUCGCGAAGAGAGAUCUUAGCCGACUCGAAUGCAUUCGUUGGACAUAAAGGCGUAGUUCAUACCGUUGCGUACUCACCCGACGGACGCUUGCUCGUGAGCGGCUCUUCAGACCAUACUAUCCGCCUUUGGGAUCCCAACAACGGGAAACCUAUCGGUGCUGUUCUCAGGGGACAUCGUGACACCGUCAACUACGUCGACUUCUCCGUCGAUGGGACGGAGCUGAUCAGCACCUCUAGCGACCACACCUGGCGGAUAUGGAGCACCACUAGUGGCGAGUGCCGCCUCACGAUAGGACCUUUCUACCAGCUAUACUUAUUCUCUAGCCGAGUGGCAUGCUCCCCCGACGGAGAGCACUUUGCUUGCUGGAGCGGCAACGACAGCAUCUAUGUGCGAAGCAUCUCAACAGGCAAAGUCAUUCUCCCUCAGGGAGUGAAAGAAGAACCGUGUUCCCCGGAAGAAGAUAUCAUGGGGCGGUUUGAGAUCCCAAUCGCAUUAGCAUGGUAUCCUGACGGUGAACGAUUUGCCUCUGCUGGAAGCCGUUCUGUGGUGCGAGUAUGGGACGCUAAGACGGGUAAAGAUCUCAGCACUCCUUUCGUCGGCCACCCAUUUGAUCCAGAUAAACAUCCGGACAUCCUCUGCGUUGACAUCUCAUCCGAUGGCACUCUGCUGGUAACCGGCUGCGAAGAUUAUACAGUAGGCCUGUGGAACACAGAGACACAGGAUCUUGUGUACCCUCCUUUCAGGGAGCACGACUAUCACGUCAUGGCAGUGAAGUUCUCACCCGACGAUUCUCUCGUCAUCAGCGGUUGUAGACUCGGAUCAAUUGGAAUCUGGGAUACCCAUACCGGAGACCUGGUUCACGUCAUACCGCCGCUCACGCCAAAGACAGCUGUGUGGGGACUUGACGUCUCGCGGGACGGUCGACGGAUUGCCAGCGCAUCGCUCGACCACAAUGUCUACAUCUGGGACAUCGCCACCUACACGCUCCUUACUAGCUUCAAUCAUGGGUCCCCUGUACGUUCAGUCAGCUUCUCGCCCGAUGGGUCCCACUUCGUAAGCGGUGCUGAAGACCACGUGGUCCGCGUAUGGGACAUAACGCGUGGAGAUAAGGUACUAGAGCUGCAGAAGGAAAAGAAAACAAAAGCGAUCGAAGAUGAAUACUUGGACGUUGUGGCGUAUUCUCCGAGCGGGCGCACAUUUAUUGUGGGGUCAUGCAACGACAUAUUAUGCGUUCACGAUGCGGAGUCCGGCGGUCUUGUUCAUGCUCUUAAGCAUGAAAACAAUGUUCGGGCGGCUGCUUUUUCACCAGACGGCGCUUUCAUUCUGACCGGGUCUCAAGAAACGCACCUGAGAGUUUGGGACGCUGUUUCCGGAACCCAAGUUCUCCCAAAGUUAGCACAGGUACAAGUCAAGAAAGCAUCUCAGGCCGGAGGGGGCACGUCGCGUGGAAGGACAUUUCAUUGGAGAGUUUACUCAACAUGCCGGCAACGAUAUCGCGCGACGCAAGAGGCCGUAGACAUCACCCUCAUCGAGGACUUUUCACUGACGAGGACCCUCUGCAACACGUGA
Coniophora puteana RWD-64-598 SS2 is the source of this 1980-nucleotide messenger RNA. RefSeq names its product WD40 repeat-like protein. Bases 1 to 1980 code for a protein of 659 amino acids. NCBI's taxonomy places the organism in Eukaryota, Fungi, Basidiomycota, Agaricomycetes, Boletales, Coniophoraceae. The transcript has 6 exons. Gene Ontology annotation, molecular function: protein binding. The record is from RefSeq and is a predicted model, not a curated record.